Caenorhabditis remanei is the source of this 1632-nucleotide messenger RNA. RefSeq lists its product as uncharacterized. Gene Ontology annotation, cellular component: cytoplasm. The transcript is spliced from 9 exons. The record is from RefSeq and is a predicted model, not a curated record. Gene Ontology annotation, molecular function: glutaminase activity; NAD+ synthase (glutamine-hydrolyzing) activity. Gene Ontology annotation, biological process: NAD+ biosynthetic process. NCBI's taxonomy places the organism in Eukaryota, Metazoa, Nematoda, Chromadorea, Rhabditida, Rhabditidae. The coding region runs from base 1 to 1632 and encodes 543 amino acids.
AUGGAUCAGUGGGACCGCCGCUGUCGUGUGGCCACUUGUACAGUUAACAACUGGGCGUUGGACUUUCGAGGAAACUAUGAAAGAAUCGUGAAAACUUGCUCUGAAGCAUCUGAACUUGGAGCUCGUAUACGAUUGGGUCCUGAGCUUGAAAUUCCUGGUUAUGGAUGCGCUGAUCACUUUUUUGAACUUGAUACUGAAAGACAUUCAUGGGAAAUGCUGAGCAAGUUGGUGGAAAAAAGCAAAGAAUGGCCGAAUCUGCUGGUUAUCACUGGAUUACCAACACGAUUCCGUGGGCUAUUAUAUAACUGUGCAGCCGCAUUCAAGAAUGGGCGACUUCUAUUCAUUCGUGCAAAAAUGGGGCUGGCAGAUGAUAAUGUUUAUAGAGAAUCAAGAUGGUUUGUCAAAUGGACCGAAACAUUCAAGCACUAUCAGAUGCCAUUAAACUCAGAAUUUUACUUUGAACAGAGCUAUGUUCCUUUCGGUGACGGAAUACUCGAAUCUUCUGACAAUGUACGUGUUGGUUUCGAAAUUUGCGAAGAGUUGUGGUCAGCACGCUCAACAAAUAUCAGAUUAUCUGAACAAGGCGUUGAUAUAAUGUGUAAUGGAUCAGGAAGUCAUCAUAUUCUCGGAAAGUCAAAUUACCGUAUUAACCAACUCAUUCUUGGGUCAUCUGCAAAAGUUGGCGGGGUUUAUCUAUAUGCAAAUCAUCGUGGAUGUGAUGGAGAUCGAGUUUAUUACGAUGGAGCGUCGACAAUUGCACAAAACGGAGAUUUGUUGGCACAAAUUCAUCAAUUUGAUAUUGAAGAUACCUGUGUUACCACGGCCAUCGUAGAUUUAUCUGAUAACUCUACCUUCCGUCAAAUGAAAUCAAGUAAUAGAGGAAAUGCAUCAGAUCAGAUAACCGUGGUUCCUAUAAGAUUUGAAGGAAAUAUGAUUGGAGGUGUGAAGUUCAAUGAGAAAUGUACCGAACCAAUUACAAAUGUGGAAGAACUCCAGCUGUCACCUAUUGCUGAAUUGUGUCAUGGGCCACCAGCCUAUCUAUGGACUUAUUUAAGAAGAAGUGGAAUGGCUGGAUACUUCAUUCCACUUUCCGGUGGACAAGAUUCAUCUGCAGUUGCAGCAAUGGUUCGAUUGAUGUGCGAGAAAGUAUGUGGGGCUGUCAAAAGAAGACGAGAAACUGAUGGUGGAGACGACCCGGCUUAUUAUUUGGGUGGGAAGAAGGUUGUAGAAGAUCCUGCCGAGCUGUCUGGUCCACGUGGUCCUGGCUGUCCUGGUUGUCCUGGCUCUCCUGGUGCUCCUGGUUGUGGCUCUCCGUUGCUUCCGUUCUCUCCUGGUGGUCCAGCUGGUCCUGGCUUUCCUCCUGGUCCUGGUGGUCCGGCUGGUCCCUUGUUUCCUGGUUCUCCAUUUGGUCCUUCUGGUCCUGGUGGUCCUGGUGGUCCGAGUGGUCCCUUGUUUCCAUCUGGUCCUGGUGGUCCGGCUGGUCCUGGUGGUCCCUCUGGGCAUGGCUUGCAUGGUGGUGGAGUGAUUGGCUCACAUGGCUCCUUUGGUGGUCUUCCUGGAUUUCCGUUGAGCCCUGGAGCUCCUGGCUUUCCUGGUCUUCCGACUCUUCCUGGAGUUCCUGGUGGUCCUUGA